Molecule: messenger RNA, 1162 nt
Organism: Jaculus jaculus (lesser Egyptian jerboa)
Lineage: Eukaryota; Metazoa; Chordata; Mammalia; Rodentia; Dipodidae
Gene: Prss38
Product: serine protease 38
Exons: 5
Coding region: 1-978 (325 amino acids)
Biological process (GO): proteolysis
Molecular function (GO): serine-type endopeptidase activity
Source: RefSeq, a predicted model, not a curated record
AUGGCCGCCCGCACGUCUGACGUGGGCGCCCUGGGGCCCUGGGCCCUGGGCUUCCUGUGGCUCCUGCUGGGACCCUACGCCUGGGUCUCAGCAGACAUCCCUGGAUCCUCCAGGAGCCCGGGGAUCUCCUUGAGCAGGAACGUGGCCUGUGGCCAGCGUGCUGUGCAGGGCAAGGUCGUGGGUGGACUUCCGGCCCCGGAAGGGAAGUGGCCGUGGCAAGUCAGCUUGCAUUACUCCGGCUUUCACACGUGCGGCGGCACCAUCCUCAACGAGUACUGGGUGCUGUCAGCCGCACACUGCUUCAGCAAGGACAAGGACAUCAAAGCCUUUGACGUAUAUGUGGGUAUCACCGACCUCAGCGGGGCCAGCAGGCACACCCAGUGGUUCGAAGUGAACCAGGUGAUCCUGAACCCCACCUACCAAUUGUUUCACCCCACCGGUGGAGACGUGGCACUGUUGCAACUGAAGAGCUCUAUCCUGUUCUCUGACUCGGUGCUCCCUGUCUGUCUGCCCCCUUACAACAUGAGCUUGGCCAACCUCUCUUGCUGGUCCACUGGAUGGGGACUAAUCUCACCGCAAGGCCAAACCACAGACUAUCUGCAGGAGGUCCAGUUGCCUCUUAUGCCCAGGGUGAUUUGUCAGAGACUCUACGGACAUGUAUCUUUCAUCCUGCCGGACAUGCUGUGUGCCUUAGACUUCAAGAAUGUGAAAAACGUGUGUGAGGGUGAUUCUGGGGGUCCUCUGGUGUGUGAACUGAACCAGACCUGGAUACAAAUUGGAAUCGUGAGCUGGGGUCGCGGGUGUGCCCAGCCCCUGUACCCUGGAGUAUAUGCCCGAGUCUCCCAUUUCAUGAAGUGGAUCCUUUAUAGCAUAGAAAACAUACCAGUUCCUUCUCAGCCAAUACCCUCCAUCUCCCCAUCCCCAGGAGCUGCCCUCCACAUCCUUGUGACUGUGCUGGCUGGCUUGCUGGGGGUGUGAGGGCUGAGACCCUUCCCUUGGGCUUCCUUGUGGCUCCUGCCCCAUUCCUAUCCCAUUCACUUCUUACCACCCCUACCCCAUACACACAGUGCCAUCAAUCUAGGACAGUGGUCCCAGAAUCUGGGCCUAUGAGGGGCCAAAAGAAGGGAGAAGGGUCAAGGGUGGACCAGAAAGACAGAGGGGG